This is a messenger RNA of Danio rerio (zebrafish), 2663 nucleotides long. The record is from RefSeq and is a predicted model, not a curated record. Lineage: Eukaryota; Metazoa; Chordata; Actinopteri; Cypriniformes; Danionidae.
AUGUUAUGUGGUUAUCUUAUAUCAUGUUCUGUUGUAUUGUUCUCUCCAGUGGCUGCACUCAGGGUGUCUGCAGUGUCUCUGUCCACGCCGGCGGCUGUCUCCGCUCUGUCCGGCUCAUGUGUCCGCAUCCCCUGCUCCUUCAGUCUGUCUCCAGGCUCUGCUCAGCUGGAUCUGCAGCUCAUCAGACUCUCCUCCUCCCUGUUCAUGAUAUUCAAGUCCCGGCGAGUGUUCAGCACCAGGCCCAGGGAUGCUCUUCAUCCAGACUACAGGGGCAGGACCGUGUUUUCAGGGAAUAUGAACGCCGGUGACUGCUCCAUCACCAUCAGACACAUCCACAGAGAAGACCAGAACACAUACCAGCUGCAGACCCUAGAGCAGGGUCAGAGGUCAUGGGUCACCAGAGCCACAAUCAACAUCACUGUGCACACUGUACCAGAGACUCCUGUGCUCUCGGACCCGGGGCCGGUGACGGUGGGCCAGCAGGUGGUGUUAAACUGCUCCCUGAGGGUCCACUGUCCGUCUGAUCAGCCCCGGCUGCGGUGGAGGUGGGAGCGAGGCCCUCAGAACGGCAGCAGUGUUCACGGGGAUACGGAUCUGCAGCAGGACGGACAGCAGAUGAUGGUUUUAUGGACAUCUCUUUCCUUCACCGUCCCCAAAAACAUUAACCCCAGAGUUCGGUGUGAGGCAGAGUAUCCGGAGAAUAGGAGAUCAGCGGCCACCAGAGAGAUCCUCGUCCACUUUCCCCCGAGGGAUGUGCUGGUGGAGGUGGUGACGUUGUCGGUUCGGGCUGGAGGAAACCCUCUGCUAAGCUGCCACUGUAAGGCCGACCCGCCAGUGUCCCAGUAUCAGUGGUGGAUCGUGGAUUCAGGCCUCGCACCGGUGCUUCUUCCCAAACACACACACAGCGUACGCAUCUAUAAUGUGAGCAGAAACACACACGUGCAGUGCAUCGUUUCCAACAGAUUGGGACGAGCAUCAUCACGCCUCACCGCCCUCAAUGUCCAGUAUGCUCCACUGAUAGACUCCAGCAGCUCGCGCUGUGUGUGGGAUGGGCGUCUGCUGUCUUGCUGGUGUGUUGUGCACUCGAACCCUCGUCCUGCCGUCACCUGGAGUGUGAACGGCACGCAGCCGCCGGACGGUUUCAACACGUCCUCCUCCAGUGUGAACCAAACACUGACUGCGACUCUGAGCGGAGUGACACACACACUGCUGCACGUUCACUGCUACGCCUUCAACGCACUGGGAAACAGCUCUAUACUACUGCUGCAGAGAAAUCAGAGUGAUCUGCUGUGGACUGUCCUGCCGUGUGUGUGUGCUGGGACUCUCGCUCUGAUGAUGCUGAUACUGCUGUGUUACUGCAGGUCCAGCAGACGCAGGAGGAGGCGAGUGGCGUCUCUUCAGCCGAUGUCAGUGUGUGUGUAUCAGAGGAGAAGGCCGCUCUACAUAAACUGCAGUGAAGUCACACACAUCUACAGUAACGGCAGCUACCAGCUCAUCUACCAGAACAGCACUCCGCUCUUUGUGCACAGCAAACAGACUCAUAAGAGACAGAGGCGAGGAGCUCAACAUCAGCGGGUGCAGAGGCUGACCGCCGUGACCUCUGACCCCGAAACUGCCAUCUAUUUGGAGGUGAUUUAAACAACUCACACACCGCUGUGAAGACCUGCAUGAGAUUACAUCAGUGCAUCAGCUCCUGCAAUAAACACAAGACAAACCUCAGACUGCAGCGUGAAAUACAAGCAUCACUGACACUCUCUUUAUUCAUUCUACAUUAGCUCCGCCUCCAUCCACCUAUUUUUAUGUACGUUUUGAAUAUGCGUUUAGAAAAUCGGUUGAUGGAAACGCCAUGAUGCGCAGUAUUUCGUGCAUAAAAACACAUGCGCAUAAGUGAGAAACGUUUUAUUCGAUAAGAAAAGAUGUGCAUGUGAAUGUGUGUGAAUGGAUAAACCAGCAGGCUGAGCACACUGUAAACACCAGAAAUGUUGUUUUGCUCAUUCUAAAACGCCUUAAGGUUGAUUUAUACCUCUGCGUCAAGCGCACGCGUAUGCAUCAGCGCAGCCUUUGCAUGGUCACCAGGGCCGGAUUAACGUAAGGGCUCGGUGGGGCUAAAGCCCCAGGGCCCACGGAAGAAGGAGGCCCUUGAUUGGCUGAAGAAUUAAUUUGCGCUAUGACACUGGAAACGCCUCUUUGCGUUCUGCUUUCUCUCGUAGAUAAUGUGAAUUAUACCUUUCGGUUCAUUGCUGUUCAAAAACAGUGACGCCGGUGCUAAGCUGUGGCUCAAGGUGACUGUAGUCCAAUCAGAAUAUUGAAUAUCCCUGUUUUAGUCACCCAUAGAUGUGAUUAAAUGCCCCAAUUCUCCCAGGACAGUCUAUUAUUUUGGCACUAUUACGAGAGCCGUCCAGUCACAGGUAGGCUAACCAAGCUCGUCGCAGAGCAAAAAAUAAAAUUCACAGCGUCUUCAUCAGUGAUACACUUGUACAUGUAGUACAACAGAAGCUGGGAAUCGUGCUGAAUGGACUCAUAACUGAAGCGCUGUCUCUGCUGCGCGGUGGUUACAGCUGGAUUCAAACCGGUGCUCGCCCGAACUGCCCGCCCGCACAUUCCUUCCAUCACACAAUAGCCCCUUUCACACAGUGAUACCGGUAAAUAUCCGGAAAAUUUCC